GCAAAGAGAAGACAAAGACCCACAAACGUCAUAGACCUCAAGUCAAGCUCUCUCUCUCUCUCUCUCUUUCUCUUUGCGUAAUGUAGUGACUACAACCUGCUACUUGUAUUCCUCUCCCCUCUCCACCUGCUCAUCCCCUCUUUCCUUCAUUGCCUCACAAUUCCAGGAAACCAUAACCUUUUCAAGUUUCUUGGACCUUCCAAAGAAUGGGUGGUUCUCCCAGGCUCAAAGUUUUGAUCUUUAUUAUGAUUUGUAUUUCUGUUUUUUUGGGUUUGGAUUUUGUUGAAGGGAGAUUCAUAGUGGAGAAGAGUAGCAUAAGCAUCGUUUCUCCCUACUCUAUGCACGCAAAGUAUGAUGCUUCCAUUGGGAAUUUCGGAGUUCCUGACUAUGGAGGCUCUUUGGUUGGCACUGUUGUGUACCCUUCAAAGGGUGCCUUUGGGUGCUCUGCUUUUGAGGGUGAUAAGCCCUUCAAGUCUAAGACUCCUCGCCCCAAUAUUCUUCUUGUUGAUCGUGGAGAAUGCUACUUUGCAUUGAAGGUCUGGAAUGGACAACAGGCUGGAGCAGCAGCUGUUUUAGUAGCUGAUACCAUUGAUGAGAAUCUGAUAACUAUGGAUUCUCCCGAAGAAAGCUCAGAUGCAGAUGGAUACAUAGAGAAGAUCGGGAUUCCAUCAGCUUUGAUUGAACAGUCCUUUGGCGAGACCUUGAAGGUGGCUCUAAAGAAAGGAGAAGAAGUUGUGAUCAAAAUGGAUUGGACGGAGUCGAUGCCCCACCCUGAUGAGAGGGUGGAGUAUGAACUAUGGACUAAUAGCAAUGAUGAGUGUGGGAUUCGUUGCGAUGAGCAGAUGAAUUUUAUCAAGAAUUUUAAGGGGCAUGCCCAGAUUCUUGAAAAGGGUGGUUAUACUAUGUUCACCCCUCACUAUAUAACAUGGUAUUGUCCGCAGGCUUUUAUUGCUAGCAGUCAGUGCAAAUCUCAGUGCAUUAACCACGGGAGAUAUUGUGCACCUGAUCCCGAACAGGAUUUUGGGGAAGGGUAUGAAGGAAAGGAUGUCGUCUUUGAGAACUUGAGGCAGCUUUGUGUUCACAGGGUUGCAAAUGAGAGCCAAAACUCCUGGGUUUGGUGGGAUUUCGUCACGGAUUUUCACAUCAGGUGUUCAAUGAAGAAAAACCGGUAUAGCAAAGAAUGUGCAGAAGAAGUCAUGAAAUCUCUUGACCUGCCCGUUGAGAAGAUAAAGAAGUGCAUGGGUGAUCCUGAAGCUGAUGUCGAAAAUGCAGUCCUGAAAACUGAGCAAGACCUACAGGUUGGUAAAGGUUCUCGUGGUGAUGUUACUAUCUUGCCUACAAUGGUCAUAAAUGAUGUCCAAUACCGAGGUAAACUUGAGAGGACUGCUGUAUUGAAAGCCAUAUGUGCUGGGUUUAAGGAAACAAGUGAACCUGCAAUUUGUCUUAGUGGAGAUCUUGAGACAAAUGAGUGUCUUGAGAGGAAUGGCGGGUGCUGGCAUGAUCCAAAAUCUAACGUAACAGCCUGCAAGGUAUUUAAAGGAAUGAAUGCUCUGUUGUUGUUUGCAGAUAAUUUAUUUGUUAGGAUCAAGGGAGACGGAUAUACAUCAUGUGAAGCUGUUGGACCUGGAAGGUGCACGGUAAAUAAUGGCGGUUGCUGGUCAGAGACAAAAGACAGAACAACUUUUUCUGCUUGCUCAGAAGCUCUUAUUACCGGCUGUAAAUGUCCCUAUGGCUUUAAAGGGGAUGGCCAUAAAUGUGAAGAUGUAGACGAAUGUAAGGAAGGCACGGUUUGUCAGUGUGAUGGUUGCAAGUGUAAGAACACAUGGGGUGGAUAUGACUGCAAAUGUAAAGGAGAUAAAUUGUAUAUAAUGGAGCAUGACACAUGCAUUGAAAGACAGUCAUCAAAACUUGGAGGCUUCCUAACUUUUGCGGUUAUAGCUGUUGUACUUGGUGCUGGAAUAGCUGGAUACAUAUUCUACAAAUACAGACUUAGGUCAUACAUGGACACAGAGAUUAUGGCUAUCAUGUCGCAGUACAUGCCUCUCGACAAUAACCAUCAGAAUCAGGUUGUUCAACACGAAACUGAACCUUUACGAGACGCCUCAUCUGUAUGAAGAAGCGUCUUGGUUGAUUUGUUGACUAUACAGAAUGCAUCAGUGAUGCCGGUGAGACUCAACUUAACAGCUACACAUUCGAGACAAGUCAUAUGGUACGGUGUUUUAUAGUCUCUACAUCUAAAUUCUGUCUGGUUCCACUCAAUUACUUGAGGAUAUAGAUUAUAUCAAUAACCGAGCUCGCUGCGUUUGUGUAUAAAAUGGAUCUACAGAGUAGAUGGAUGCUAAUUAUACUUGGAAUCAUUUCUAUAUAUGUACACAAAACAAUACAGGAUUGGUCUGGGGGUUAUUUUGAGCACCACAACUUGUGAUUUUUUU
Ipomoea nil (Japanese morning glory) is the source of this 2432-nucleotide messenger RNA. Its product is annotated as vacuolar-sorting receptor 6. NCBI's taxonomy places the organism in Eukaryota, Viridiplantae, Streptophyta, Magnoliopsida, Solanales, Convolvulaceae. The record is from RefSeq and is a predicted model, not a curated record. The transcript is spliced from 12 exons. Gene Ontology annotation, molecular function: calcium ion binding. The coding region runs from base 207 to 2114 and encodes 635 amino acids.